GCUCUGUCGGACCUCACCUUGUAAUAAGAGGCUGUUUCUCGACCGCAAAACCGAUUACAAUAUAGCGAGCCCAGAUCACUGGUAUUCUCCGCACUACGCUCGUGCUCAUAUGAUCUGUGGAUGGGUCGUGUUCAGGAGCUAGUUGCUCCUUCCCGCAGUCGCACAGACUCGUCGCAGAGGCAGGCGCCGCAGUGACCUUCUUGUCGCGCAACGCCAGAUGAGCCGCAACUGCUGCUCAUAUGGACCCUUUGGGCUAUCAUGUACUAGUCAACCGCCUUUGUCCCGGAAAGAAAAGCUGAACAGGUCUUUGCUGUUAGCUGGAUCGGUAUAUGACUACGGCAAUGCAGACUCCCGUAACAAAACUAUAUCCGGCAACAUGCAAGCGCUGCUAGCCCGAAUGCUCUCAUCAAAUUGCUGCUGAUCUCAAGAAUUUUACUGCCCUACAAUCAGCAUCUGCAUAGCGGCUUACCUUUGC
Didymella exigua CBS 183.55 is the source of this 475-nucleotide messenger RNA. RefSeq lists its product as uncharacterized. NCBI's taxonomy places the organism in Eukaryota, Fungi, Ascomycota, Dothideomycetes, Pleosporales, Didymellaceae. The record is from RefSeq and is a predicted model, not a curated record. The transcript has 2 exons. Bases 218 to 421 code for a protein of 67 amino acids.